AUGGACGAAAAUGAUCCCAUCCACCAAGCCAUCAGCACCUGGUUCUUAGGCCCUCAUGCAGAAAAUAUGUACAUCUUCAAGGAACACAUCGUUACCAUCCUGAAUGAGCUAGAAAGCGCUCGACAAAGCUAUGCUCCACACGACAAAAGGGCAAUUACGACCAACAUGCAGUACACCCCCGAGUUUCAGUCCUUCUCCAUGCGUAUCUCAGAAGCUAUCAGCUCCGCCAGUAAGAUACUGGCCAAACACUCCAUCCCUUACUGGUCUCCUCGAUAUGGUGGCCACAUGUGCAGCGACCUCAGCAUGCCCGCCCUGCUAGGCUAUUUCAUGGCGAUGCUCUAUAAUCCCAACAAUAUAACCCCGGAAGUGAGUCCCUUGACUACGGCCGUGGAGGCGGAAGUCGAAAGCCAAUUCUGUCAGUUAUUUGGGUACAACGUUGGCAAUGGCGACGAUGGGAAGGUCCCAGGAUGGGGCCACGUCACUUGCGAUGGGACGGUGGCGAACAUUGAAGCUAUGUGGGUUGCCCGAAACUUGAAAUAUUAUCCCCUAACGCUCUGGCUUGCUAUCACAGAGGGCGAUCUUGCGUUCGUCGCGGAUCGGUUCCUAGCUCGGACUUGUACCGGGGAGGAGAAGUUGCUCAAGAAUCUGGACACGUGGGAACUGUUGAACCUGCGACCUGAGACAAUCUUGAACUUCCCCGCUCAGCUUAACCGGACAUUUGGGAUCUCAGCACGCUUCUUGGGUACCGUGUUGACGAGGUAUAGCGUGCAGAAAAUCGGAACGGAAGCAUUGGACUGUAUAUUUGGAAUUGAGAAUCAAACGCAGUUUGUCCUGGGCAAGACGAAUCAUUAUUCGUGGGAGAAAGGCGGUGGGGUCUUAGGAAUCGGAUCGAAUAAUGUGGUCGGUAUUGAAGUGGACCUGAAGGGCAGAGUUGACCUCGAGAUGCUUCAAAUGCAUCUUCAUGGAUGCCUCGAAAGAAAACAAGCCAUCUACGCGGUCAUUGCGAUAAUCGGGUCCACAGAAGUUGGAGCAGUCGAUGGCCUAAGCAAGAUCCUCGCCCUGAGGAGUCAAUACCAAGCCCGAGGUCUGUCUUUCCUUGUUCACGCGGAUGCAGCCUGGGGUGGUUAUUUCACAACGAUGUUACCCCGCGACGAUGAUAAUCUACCCAUAACUUCCUCUCAGGCUUCCAGGCUCAAAGGGAGAAGCAGAGAAGUCCCUCAUCUAAUGAAAUUAAGUGAAGAUACGGAAAGCUCACUGGCUGCGCUUCAGCAUACCGACUCCAUCACAGUAGAUCCACAUAAAGCGGGAUAUGUUCCCUAUCCAGCGGGAGGAGUGGUCUAUCGUGAUAAGAGGAUGGGGAAUCUGAUAUCUUCUACAGUGCCAUACUUGGCGCAGGGUUCAGAAAGAAGUAUCGGUUCGAAUGGAUUGCAAGGAAGACCAGGCGCGGCGGCCAUGUCCAUUUGGCUGUCUAAUUAUUGCAUCGGACUGAAUGGCUCCGGCUACGGCGCGCUUCUCGGAGAAGUGUCUUUCAAUAGUGCAAAGAUGGCCGCGCACUGGGCAAUCCUAAGCUCCUCGAAAGACUCUUUUAUCUGUGUCCCAUUCAACAAAGUUUCAAUUGAAAGGGAUCGCAUUCAGUGGGACAUUCUUGACAGAUCCUAUGAGGAUAUCAUGAAAAGUAACACAGCCAAGCAAAGAGACCACCGAACCAUGCCCCUUAUGCGGAAGUUGGGCUCGGAUCUUAAUAUCAAUGCUUUUGCUUUAAACUGGAGCUAUAGUGACGGAUCGUUAAAUACUGAUAUCGAAGAGGCAAAUGAGUUGAUGACACGAGUGGUUCAAAGACUCUCGAUCGAUUCGCCAAAUGCUGACCCCGCUGAAGUGCCGUUUUAUUUGACUUCCACUGAGUUCUCUGUCGACAGAUAUGGAAGGUGCUUAGAGUCAUACAAGAAGAGACUCGGUUUGGAGAAGUCAGAAGACAACUUGGUCGUGCUCAGGAACACGGUCAUGAAUCCGUUCAUGGGUCGCAGUGAUUGUUUCCCCACGAUAAUGAGAGAAAUUCGAGCAGUUGUACAGGAGGAGGUUGAGUCUUGUCGCAACCGCAACAUAUUGACGACCGAGUCUGUCGACUUCCAUAUUCACGGCACUUGUAACGAGGUAUACCUAGUCAGUAGACCUUGUUUCCGCCAGGCAAAUCGCCGACAACAGGUCAUAUUCGCAGCCACUCUACCAUCAGCGAUCCAAAAACUCCACAAACGCGCCAAGAAAAGCAGACCUUCAACAAUAUGCUCGGUCACAGGAAUCUCCGGUAUUUCUCUGGCCAGAAUCAUAAGUUCUUUCGAACAUGACAGCCGAGCGGUAGUCAAUGAUAUAUCCUUCCAGGAGCCCAGCACGCCAACUCUCGCAUUCCCCCGACCCCUAACCCUCUCCCACCUCAUCGCCCACCACUCCCUAUCCCGGCGUACCCAAGACCCGAUCUACCCGGACGAAAUGCCUUUCUACCUCUACGGCAGGCCCUUCGACUGGCACAUCUCGCACAUAAUGGUCCGCGCACCCAACAUCGUUCUCAACGCCAGCAACAUCCAUCUCUGGAUAGAAAACAACAUAUAUGUCCCUUUCGCCGAGAUCAAACACAGCCUGAUCCUCACCUUCGCUGAUAUCCACGAAGCCUCGCGACACCCGUUCCCACCGUUGAACAAAGACUUGGGCCCGGACUUCUUUUUCCGCCCAGGGGAAUUGUUUCGGGUGAAUGUGUGGAAGGAUCCAGGGUUGUGGGGAGGUGAGGAUGGCGGGGUGUCCUUGAUGGAACGGUUGAGGGGGACAAGAGAUGCGAAGGUUGCGACAGGAUGGGUCCAGCUUGGGGAAGAAGUCUUUGUAGAUGUUGAGGAUGUUAAUAUGGAUGAGGAUGAGGUGAAGCGGUGCCAUGAUGGGGAUGAUGAGAGGAGUUGGUUGGAUGAGUUUGAGUUGAUGGGGAAGAAUUGA
Molecule: messenger RNA, 2976 nt
Organism: Aspergillus affinis
Lineage: Eukaryota; Fungi; Ascomycota; Eurotiomycetes; Eurotiales; Aspergillaceae
Product: pyridoxal phosphate-dependent decarboxylase family protein
Exons: 8
Coding region: 1-2976 (991 amino acids)
Biological process (GO): carboxylic acid metabolic process
Molecular function (GO): pyridoxal phosphate binding; carbon-carbon lyase activity
Source: RefSeq, a predicted model, not a curated record